ACUAAACGAAGAUCUUUAAAUAACAACAAAAGAUAAAAUUGAAGGUUUUAAUUAUAUAUUUGCACGCAACAACUUGUGAACGUGUUGUGUAUUUGAGUAUCAGAUGGGUGUUGAACACGAGUGUGUGUUUUGAUAAUGUCGAGUACUGCAACAGACUGGAUUAUAUUUUAACAUAACAUCGCAACGUUGCGAAAAUCCUCUUAAAUACUUUUUACGAUUAAACAACGUUUAUCCAGUGGAAUACACGUAUUAAAGCGAAACAUUUCGUAUUGCGCUGAUACUCAGAUAGAAGGGCUACUAAGAUUUAAUGGGUCAUGCCAUUUUCGGCGAUUAGCCUGGACCACCCAGACGGAAUGACUCACCGACGAGUAAUAAGCCACGACGCCAGUACUCACCUUCCGCCGGAUCUGCCGCUGACACCUCCACGGAGUCCGUGUGAGGCUCCACCUAGGGACAAGGCGAGUCCUCAAGUAAUGCCAAAGUUAAGCGGGUCGCCAAUAAUGACUACAAUCACACAGCAAUCGCCUUUAAUCUCUACUUAUGCCGCAAGUCGUCGAUUAAAGCGAAAGCUUCGGGCAGCAAAAACGCGUCGCAGCGUUGGGGGAUCUUUACGGGAAGGCGUCGUGGAUGCUAUUGGUCAGACUGUGGCAGCACAUCUUCUGAACGGCGGAGACACCUCUUCACAAUCGUUGUCGGUCUCGAAACUCCAGUUGGACCUACUUGCUAAAAGUUUGGCUAGCGGAAUCGCGUCGAGGUUGGAGCAGCACAUUGCUAACAGUCUUGUUAAUUCUAUUAGUACCUACGGUGCCUCGACGUCGGCGGCAGUUUCUCCGCCUGCAACAAACGCGUCUCCUCAAACUCCACCAAUGCUUGCUAGGCAGGCCAUACCUCCGUUGGGUAUUCAGUUGAGUACCCCAGACAUCGCUACAGAUAUCGGUAAUCCCUGCGGAAGCACGAGCACUACACUCCCAACUUCGCCAGCAUUUAUGUCACCUGCCUCUCAUUUGCUCACCCCACUGAACCAUAAUCGGUCUUGCGGAGCGCCGUUGAGCGUCAACGGACGACCUGCGCCUGCGGCAGUGGUAUGCGGAAGUGCUGGUAGGCAAGAGGCAACAAUCUCAGGUCCCCCAUUACAGGCGCAGGUGCUGUCACGAUACCAAGAACAGCUGCCGGCAGCGCUUAGCCGUCAUUUAGCCUCACUACACAAUCCCGCUGGGAAACAGGUCGAGGGCCCGGAGGGGUCGAAUCUUUUUAUCUACCAUCUGCCUCAGGACCUAACGGACGCUGACCUGGUAUCGUUGUUCGCUCCAUUUGGCGAAGUCAUCUCCGCAAAGGUGUUCGUUGACAAGCGCACUCAACUCUCUAAGUGCUUUGGAUUUGUCUCGUAUUCAAACGGACUACACGCGCAGGCAGCCAUUCGCGCACUUCACGGCUUUGCCAUUGCCGACAAGCGUUUAAAGGUGCAGCUGAAAAGAUCCAAGAAGACUUCUGGUCCUGCUAGUCCGAAUGUUACAAAUACGUUUUUUUCGACACCUAGGCCAAUUCUGAGAGCGGCUGUAUUGCCCUAUUGAUGACUAUUUGAAACGCAAAAGCCUUCGACAGGUGAUGAUGCUAUUCUAAUAAUAAUGUAUUACAGAUAACAGCAGCCAAGCGCUUGCUACACUUAAUGGAAAUGAUUUUUUCUGUACAUACUGUAUAUAAAGGUAUUUACGGAGCACCAUUGAAUGUUGGUUGAUGUAAAGAAAACAAUUUGAAGAAGGUUUAGCAUAGAACGGUGUACUUUAUGCAUUACAUAUGUAUCCAUUCGCAGUCAUUGUUAGACAAGAAGGAUAAAACACAACGUUUCUGAAGGUUAUUCACUGUACAGAAAAUGAGCCUUCGCUGAGCUGUAUUAAUUCGUCUGCUUUUACCGUUAUCGAGUAGCUCACUACUAAUAAAACCAUAACAGAGAAAGCUUCAUUCGUGCCCCUUUUCGAGGAUGUGAAGGCGGGUGUACGAGAUGAUGCUACCGCGACGAUGCUCUCCAACACUCCCAUCGCUGUAGGCACAAUAUAAAAGCGUAAAGCAUAUCGUUGUUGUCGUUGGCGAUAGUGGUCGAUAACGAUUGCAGUCGCGCAUAAUGGUAACAACAAAAAAAAAAAAGACACAGA
Varroa destructor (honeybee mite) is the source of this 2150-nucleotide messenger RNA. RefSeq lists its product as uncharacterized. Gene Ontology annotation, molecular function: mRNA binding. Gene Ontology annotation, cellular component: nucleus. NCBI's taxonomy places the organism in Eukaryota, Metazoa, Arthropoda, Arachnida, Mesostigmata, Varroidae. The record is from RefSeq and is a predicted model, not a curated record.